This is a messenger RNA of Spodoptera frugiperda (fall armyworm), 1537 nucleotides long. RefSeq names its product N-alpha-acetyltransferase 30. The coding region runs from base 346 to 1233 and encodes 295 amino acids. Gene Ontology annotation, molecular function: protein-N-terminal amino-acid acetyltransferase activity. Gene Ontology annotation, biological process: N-terminal peptidyl-methionine acetylation. The record is from RefSeq and is a predicted model, not a curated record. NCBI's taxonomy places the organism in Eukaryota, Metazoa, Arthropoda, Insecta, Lepidoptera, Noctuidae. Gene Ontology annotation, cellular component: NatC complex. The transcript is spliced from 2 exons.
CGUGAUACUGUAAUGCGACUGAUAUUUUUUUGCAAUGUGAUUGUGGAAGGCAUUGGAUAUAAAUUAAAAAUUUCGUAUAUUUUCAAGAAGUAUUUUCAGAAUUCUUAUUUACCGUAAAAUUAUUUUACUUCUAUUUAUCUAUUUUAUCGUAAGAACGCACAGAGAUACAGUCAGAUCAUCUUUUUAUUGGAGCUGUUGCUUUUAUACUUACCAAGAUGUCGGUGAUACUCUUCUACAAUUUUGACAAGGAAAAGAUGUAUGUAUUGUCGUGAAAGCUUAUGUGAAAUUUAUAUGAGCUUACAGUCAUUUGAGUGUGUAAAUAUUUAUAGUUAGAAUAACGUUAAUAUGAAUCAACUAACCGAAGAAAAUAUUCAGAGUAUGAAGUGCAGUCAGAAGGGCACGAAUAUGAAAAACAAAAGUAAAAAGGCCAAAGAUCCUGAAAAUCCAGAUGAAAUAAGUAUAUCUAAUCAAGAGAAUUUAAGCGACUCUUUAGCCAAUACUCUUCAUAUAAAUAACAUCAAUAGAAACCUAACCAAUGGGACUAGUGAUUAUCCAAAUGGAAGCCCUGAGAGUCGGAAGCACGAAUCGGAAAGCCAAGAUGAUGUUCCAAUUGAAGUCAGUGAAGACGUGAACGAUGUAAAUAGUGUACAGUGUAGUGAUGGAACAUGUAACCGUGAAAGCAUAGACGCGCCUGCCCCCAUAGCAGACAGGUGUACUUUUGAUGAUGCGUUAGGAAGCCUCGAAAAUGUCAGUAAAGAGGAGCAACAGCCUGAUGAUGAAAUUGAAAUUAUUUCAUAUGAAUCUGAGCUUCAAAUGCCAGAGAUAAUGAGACUUAUACAAAAAGAUUUGUCAGAACCCUACUCCAUCUAUACAUAUAGAUAUUUUAUACAUAACUGGCCUAAGCUUUGCUUCUUGGCAACUCACGAAGGGAAGUGCAUUGGUGCCAUCGUUUGUAAGUUAGAUAUGCAUCGUAAUGUAGUGAAAAGAGGCUACAUUGCUAUGUUAGCCGUCGAUGAGAAAUAUAGGAAGAGGAAGAUUGGGUCUAGACUGGUUCGAAAAGCAAUACAGGCAAUGAUACACGACAGUGCGGAUGAAGUAGUUUUAGAAACGGAAAUCACAAAUAAACCAGCACUGAAGCUGUAUGAGAAUCUCGGCUUUGUUCGGGACAAACGCUUAUUUCGAUAUUAUCUUAAUGGUGUAGAUGCAUUACGGUUGAAGUUAUGGCUUAGGUGAAAUAAGUAGGUAUCUGAGAAAUUCUCAAUGUUGUGUUACAUACUUCUGGAGGCCAUGCUGUCUUAAGCAUAUUUAAAGCAGAUUACUCUUGUUAUAUGGUGUAACCUUCUAUUGCCAUCCAUGAGGAUUUAGCCAAAUGUAUAGUUUGUUUCAAUUAUUUUUAGUCAUGUGAUAUGUUUUAUUUAAUUUAUGUGUUGAAAUUGUUAAUGAAAAUAUUUUCACCAAUUCUUUUAUAUUUUGACUGUAAGAUUUUAAAGUGGUUAUUGUCCAAUCUAAAUACACAACUUUGAAGAAUUAUAUUGUA